UAAUACUAGAUAGAUUAACUUUUUAGAUCGUAUUUAUAAAUUGUUAUAUAAUUUACAAAAUAUAGUUUAAAUAAAUGAUAUCUAGCAUUACCCUUCCGCUGCUGCUUACAUUUAGAUAAGGCCUGUUCCCUCUGUAACACACGGAGGAGAGAGAGGGAGAAGAGAGAGGAGAGAGAGAACCAUUUCUUCAUUAAAGGUAGGAUUUGAAACCCAAACCACGGAUUGGUUCUUGCUCUUUGUUUUGCCAUUUCAAAGGGUCAUCAUAGCUCAAAUUCUCAGGUUUACAUUCACCAAAUUGGGUUUUUCUUCCUCUUGUCAAAAGUGCUUUUCUUUUAAGCCAUUUUAUGACAACAAAUUCACCAAAGAUUCUGAGAUGGCCUUCUGCCUCAAUAGCCAAGUCCUAUUUAUAUCUGGGCUGAUCAAGCUAUACUUGCAUUGCUUUUUUCCUUGACAUACCCAUCUCCCCAUCUCUCUCUCCCUCCCUCUCCCCCUCUCUCUCCCUCGUAUGAUCAUGAAUUAGAUUUUUCAGUUUGUUUUUCUCCCUUUGAAAGUUUUGAGAUUUUCAACUGCUUGUUUGCAAUGGUGUCACAAGACUCACCCCCAAAUCCCUCCUCAAGCAUUUUCCACCAGUUCAUAAUCUCAGACUCCAUUUCUGCUCAAAACCAUCAUCUGGAAACCCAUCACCUUGACGCUUAUCCGCCUUCGUUUCAAACUAGUACCGCAGUUCCACAAGCUCUCGGAGUCCUCCCCGGCAUUCACUCCCUCGGCGAAAGAAUGUCCCGGUCAGUAGACCUUGUUCAAGCUCCUACUGGCGCAUCAGUCGAGAACCAAGCGCAGCGGCUUUCGCUCUCCCUCGGUUCCCGCAUGCUUGUUCCUUCUGUCCAGUACCGGUACAACAACUUCCUCAUUGGGGAAGAAUCAGGGGGGGCUUGCAACCCGGGAGUUGAGCACGUAGGCGAUGAGUACUGCUUCAUGGGCGGCGCACUUGCUUCGCAUUCAAGGGCGCUGAAUAGAUCCUGCUCCACUUCUUAUGGAGCAGAAUCUGUAGCCGCUGUCAUUGCGAAUUCGAAAUAUCUUAAACCGGCUCAGUCCCUCUUGGAUGAGAUUGUUAAUGUUGGCGGAAAAUUGGUUGACAUUAGCAAUGAGAAACAUGUUGGGAAAUUGUACGGAGAAGGGCGGCGAGGCGGUAUGGGGCUCUCCUCUGAGCUAAAAGCAGAGCUGUCUUGCAAUGCCGGGCUCAUGAACGCCGACAAACACGAAUUGCAAGCUAGACUUGCAAACCUCAUCACAUUGUUGGAACAGGUUGAGGACAGAUGUGGGAAGUACUACCAUCAAAUGGAACAAGUGAUAUCAUCAUUUGAGAUGGUGGUAGGGGAAGGAGCAGCCAAGUCCUACACAGCUCUGGCACUCAAGGCCAUGUCAAGGCAUUUUUGCAGCUUGAGAGAUGCCAUAGUUUCACAUAUCUACACUGAGAAGCGAAAGCUGCUGCAAGAUGUUCCGAAAAUCAGCAGCGGGUUAUCGCAACUGAACUUGUUUGAUAAAGAGUGCAGGCAGAAAAGAAUGUCCCUUCAACAGCUCGGCAUUUUCCAGAGCCAACGCCAAGCUUUCAGACCAAUUCGUGGAUUGCCAGAGACCUCUGUUGCGAUUCUUCGCACUUGGCUUUUCGAACACUUCCUCCACCCUUACCCGAAUGACAAUGAAAAGCUGCUGUUGGCAUCACAAACAGGGCUGUCCAAGAACCAAGUUGCGAAUUGGUUCAUAAACGCGCGUGUCCGGCUGUGGAAACCUAUGAUUGAAGAAAUGUACAAGGAAGAGUUUGGGGAGUCUUCAGAGGACUCUAACUCUUUAGCCGCCGGUUCCAUGACCGGCGAAGGCAACACAGAUCAGACAGAGGAUUAAUCGCUUGCAGUAGAAGGCAUUUCAAUUCUUUUGAGUUUGAUGGUAAAAAUUGCCUGUAGAAGUUUAACGACUGAAGUUGUAAAGAUUUUCAAUUUCUCAAGUCUAACAUAUGCAACUGUUGGUUUUGGUUUUGUGAGAGUAAAUGGAAAUCAGGUCUUAGAAUUUCUCUUUGA
This is a messenger RNA of Pyrus x bretschneideri (Chinese white pear), 2072 nucleotides long. RefSeq names its product BEL1-like homeodomain protein 11. NCBI's taxonomy places the organism in Eukaryota, Viridiplantae, Streptophyta, Magnoliopsida, Rosales, Rosaceae. Gene Ontology annotation, molecular function: DNA-binding transcription factor activity, RNA polymerase II-specific; RNA polymerase II cis-regulatory region sequence-specific DNA binding. Bases 580 to 1899 code for a protein of 439 amino acids. The transcript is spliced from 4 exons. The record is from RefSeq and is a predicted model, not a curated record. Gene Ontology annotation, biological process: regulation of transcription by RNA polymerase II.